AUUCUUCAUAGUGCCAUUGAAGUGAGUCAUCUCUAGGAAGUGUGGUAAAAAAAGAGAGAAAAAAAAAAAGUUCGAACUGUUCCGUGAGCAGCAGAUAGCUCCAGAUUAGAGCGUUUAUAGCACGGAAAAUAGAGAGAGAAGAUUAGCCCGGCAGAGAGGCUGGAAAGCGAGUGUUAACCUGCAGUGAGUCACUCUGGUAACUUACAGGUUCACUUUGUCUCGACUGGAUGUGACUGCUGAAGGUGUGCUGCUGACUUUAGGUUGAAGUUUGCGCACCUGAGAGGAUCUGCAAUAGUGUAUAGUAUUAUUUACCUGCGCGGCUCCAGAAUAAUACAAGCACAAUAAGAAACCUACAAGCAGGAAGCACGCAAGAAAAAAUCUCUUAAUUCUAACUGGCAGUGAUGUUUUAGGUUAGUUUAAAUAGAGGAGCGUUAUUGCACUUCAACUCUUCUCUGGAUAUCCCAAAUUAACAACGUCUCGAGUCAGAGGAUUUUUUUUUUUUUCUUCAGUUGGUGCCUUUUUUACUGCGAGGAUUUAAAAAAAAAAAGGAGGGGGUUUCAGAUCUCAACCAGUCUUACUGAAAUCUCCCUCUUUCCUGGACCAUGUACCAGGACUACUCCGGGAACUACGACACGUCGUCCCGCGGCAGCAGCACCUCUCCGGCCCAGCCAGAGUCCUUCACAAGCGGCAGCAGCACGAUCGGAAGUCCGAUCUCUACCUCAAGCUACCAGAAGUACAGGGUCGACAUGCCCGGCUCCAACAGUGCCUUCAUCCCCACCAUCAAUGCAAUCACGACUAGCCAAGACCUGCAGUGGAUGGUGCAGCCCACCGUCAUCACCUCCAUGUCCAACCCUUACUCCCGCUCGCACCCGUACGGCCACCACCUUGCCAACGGACCGGGGCUGCUGGGGCACAACCCGCUAGCUCGGCCCGGGGUCAUCCGCUCCAUCGGGGACGCCAGGGGCCGACGCAAGAGGGAUGAACAGCUCACCCCGGAGGAAGAGGAGAAAAGGAGGGUGAGGCGUGAGAGGAAUAAGUUAGCCGCCGCCAAAUGCCGCAACCGCAGACGAGAGCUCACAGAGAUGCUGCAGGGGGAGACUGAAAAGCUGGAGGACGAGAAAGCAGACCUGCAGAAGGAGAUCGAGACCCUGCAGAAGGAGAAAGACAAGCUGGAGUUCAUGCUGGUUGCCCACAAUCCCGUGUGCAAGCUCCCCACCGACGAGCGCCACCAGUCAUCGGGGCACCAGCAGCAGCACCAACAGCACCAGCAGCAGCAGCACCAGCAGCACCAGCACCAGCAGCAGUGCGCCCCCCUCCCCCUGACCAUGCGCCCCAACAUGGCCACCCGGGCCCAGAUGAACCAUGUGGUGGUGAAGCAAGAGCCGGAGGACAGCGAUGUCCUGGGCAAGCCCCAGCGCUCCGUCAUCAAGCCCAUCUGCCUGGGCGGCGUCGUCGUCGGAGGGAUGUACUGCACGGACGGAGACAGCCUGAACACACCGGUGGUGGCGGCGUCAACCCCGGCCGCCACGCCCAACGCCCCGAGCCUCAUAUUCACCUACCCGAGCAUGCUGGAGCCCGAGAGCCCCUCGCCUUCCUCCGAGUCCUGCUCCAAGGCCCACCGGCGCAGCAGCAGCAGCGGGGACCAGUCCUCGGACUCCCUCAACUCGCCCACCCUCCUGGCGCUCUGAGCGAGGGCUCCGCUCGGCACGGCUGAGAAACAAACACUGUGGCUGACGGCAAGCGCGAGGAUCAACUCCCCCCCCCAACCCCCUACCUUUACCCUUCCCCUUCUUACAUCCAGUGUCUUUUAAAGACCCAAGAGCACAUUCAAAAGUCCAGACCAAGCUGACCAUGUGAGCCGUUUCCCGCCCUCCGCAGGGAGACCCACAAGGGCUACGCCGCGUGUUUCUUCUUGUUCUGUAUAAAAAAAAUUAUCCGUAAGAGUGUGUGCACCGAUCCUAAAAAAAAAGUGUCAUCCCUUCGCCAUUUCAACUCCAGAGUGUCAACUUGUUUACCGGGAAGACAAUUCUGAAGACAUGCCUGAAUCUGGCAAUAGUGAGUUGAUGUGACUACAACUAGAGAGCGCGUUCUUAAUAUAUAUAUAUAUUUUUUGAAAAUGUUUAAAAAGCCAUGUGGCCGACACUUGCACUCCGCCAAGACGAAUCAAUAAAUCACUAAGCGAGGUCAGCGUUCUACUGGAGUUUCCGAGGAGAGAAAGAGACGAUGAGCAAAGACUUCCUCUCAUCUCCUCUUCCAUUUCGAUUUGUCCUUUUUUUGCGUAACUUGGACCUCGAUUCAGGAAUUGCUACGAGGAGGAGCGUGUACACAUUUCUGACGCUAUUUCCAUCUCUUUCAUUGUAUUUAUGGCCUGUGCUGAUUCAAUUUUACAGAGUGUUUUUGUUGAGACAUUGUCCUCUCCUUAAUCUGCCUGUAGAAAAGCAAAAUCGGUCCAUCCACGUGGUGACCGGAGCACUCCUCAGUGUUGCAAAGGAUACGAGCCAACUUUCAAUCAAUGACUAGUUCCUCAAUAAUUCCUUCUAUUUUGCCAUAGUGGCUUGACUUUACAGUAGUAUUGGUGUGCUUUUCCUCAGUGAUUCUGUACCUGAACUUUACAACCUGUUUAUGACAAAGUGUAUGUGAUUUACAUUGAUGUCAGGGAUAUCUCUCAUGUGUAGUAGAACCCCGUCGUGGACGACGUUGCACGACUGCAGGCUGCCGUACGGUCUAGCGCUGAUAAACUAGGGAUGAUAAAACUCCAUCGCUUCAUUGUGUCACCUCGAGACGUCUUUUCGCUCAAGACGACGUUGAGCAAACCCCUCCUCCACAGACCUUCUCGCAAUGUGUUUCUUACAUUCUAUAGAUAAAAGGUCUUACCUUUUUUUCAACACUGCCUCUCAGGGCAGGUCAGGUUUCAAAAAGCCAAAAAAAGGUUUUUUUUGUAGUCCUGUAAUUCGUCCGUCUUUGUCUAAAAGGAGGGAUUUUUGCUCAAAUUUGAAACAAAAGAAGAAAAGCCACUGUGGUCUAGACUGUCGCCAGCUGCCAAUGAUGUCAACCCUGUUUAUACUGUGUUUGUAAAGCUGUCACUUUUAGUAAAGAAAUGAUGUUUAAACUCAAGUCAGAUGUGCUGAUUUUACGGGUGUACGCCGACACCGAGGUACUCUGUAGUGGAACAAGGGCCAGUUCACUUUAUGACAAUAAGGAAGGGACGAGAAGGACUCUUUUUUUACAGCUGGCCUGAGACGAAAGAGGGGACACCUUGAGAAGAUGUAAUAUUUCUGAAGUUCUACGAAGCACUUCUUUUUCAUUAUUUUUACAUGUGUGUAUCUUAAAAGGGAUGAGGGUUUUCAAUACCGUGCACUGAGAGGGACGCAACAGCGAUAUUUGGGCCUUUUUUGUUUUGUUUACUUCAAACAUUCCUAAUGAAUUUAAUGUCAGGGGUCGAAGGGGAGGGGGGUGUCAUCUUUCGUCAUCAGAGGAAUAAAAGUUGUGGUUGGAAGACUUUUUUUGUUGUGCUGGAUGCAGAAAAAAACAGACUUUGCAAUUCAAUACAAGCUGCUGCUACUGUGGAAAGAACGCGUUUAUCUUCUGAUGGCGUGGGGUUUGAUGUCGCGUGGAUGCAACGGGGAAUCUUUGACAACAUAAAGAAGUGAAUCGAUAACCAAAAAAAACGUGACCAUGGGCGAGUCCGAUAUGUCUGUAUGUUGGAAUAUCCUGCAGCCCCUCGACACACAUAGGAAAGCCAUUGACUGUAGAUCUUCUGCUGUACAUGUCAUCUACUGUCUGUCGCCUGUUUUCAACUACUAUUACUUCUUUUUCCAAAUGCUUUAACUGUUUAAAAUGAUUCAAAAUUAAUAAAAAACAGCAAUAUGUAUAGCAGUGUUUGUUAAUUUAAAUGAAUAAUAAUAAUAAAAAACAAUAAUUUUCAA
This is a messenger RNA of Sebastes umbrosus (honeycomb rockfish), 3926 nucleotides long. It is a transcript of the gene fosl2, whose product is annotated as FOS like 2, AP-1 transcription factor subunit. Gene Ontology annotation, cellular component: nucleus. The transcript has 4 exons. The record is from RefSeq and is a predicted model, not a curated record. Gene Ontology annotation, molecular function: DNA-binding transcription factor activity, RNA polymerase II-specific; RNA polymerase II cis-regulatory region sequence-specific DNA binding. The coding region runs from base 603 to 1688 and encodes 361 amino acids. Gene Ontology annotation, biological process: regulation of transcription by RNA polymerase II. Lineage: Eukaryota; Metazoa; Chordata; Actinopteri; Perciformes; Sebastidae.